UGGAUUUGUUUGUCAAAAACACGACACAAAUGUAUGUAGUGAUUUACGAAAACGAAGCAAACCGAAAAGUGAAAACUGUUGGUGUUGAAGAGAAUAUUUAGACCGAAAUUAGAGUUUAUCAUUUUAGGCUGCUGCUACUGUUCUCAUUUAUUUUUAAUUUGGAUUCAUUGCAUUCAUUUUGAAAUGGAGGUAACAGACGACAAUUUAGCUACUUUGGCUAACUAUUUGCAGCAAACGUUGAGUCCCGAUCCGAAUAUUAGAAGACCGGCGGAGAAGUUCCUUGAGGGUAUUGAAUUAAACCAGAACUAUGCAGUGCUUCUGCUCCACCUCAUUGAGAAAGAAGCAGCCGACAUGACCAUCAGGAUCGCAGCUGCGAUUGCUUUUAAAAAUUUCAUUAAGAGGAAUUGGGCCAUUGAUGAAGAUGGCACAGACCGUAUACAUCAAUCAGACAGAGACACCAUCAAAACCCUCAUUGUGUCCCUCAUGUUGAAAGCUCCCGAAGCCAUCCAGAGGCAGUUUAGUGACGCUGUAUCCAUCAUUGGCAAAUCUGAUUUCCCGGACAAGUGGCCUGGACUUAUCCCGGAGAUGGUAGAAAAAUUUUCUACUGGUGACUUCCACGUUAUAAAUGGUAUACUCCGUACGGCCCACUCGUUGUUCAAGAGAUACCGCUAUGAGUUCAAGUCACAGAAGCUCUGGCUGGAGAUCAAACAUGUAUUGGAAAAUUUUGCCAAACCCCUCACCGAUUUGUUUGUUGCCACAUUGGACCUCGCGAACAAACACGCAGACAACCCGCAAGCGCUGAGAGUGAUCUACAGCUCCCUGGUGCUCAUCUGCAAGGUGUUCCACUCCCUGAACUACCAGGACCUGCCUGAGUUCUUCGAAGAUAACAUGCCCAUUUGGAUGCCCAAUCUGCUCAACUUGCUACAAGUUAAAGUGCCCUGUUUGGAGACUGAUACUGACGACGACAAGCCAGGCAUUCUGGAGCAACUGCGCACAGAAGUGUGUGAAUGUGCUGCUUUGUACGCGCUCAAGUACGAAGAGGAAUUCGCGCCUCACGCCCCACCUUUUGUCACUGCUAUAUGGACUGUUUUGUUGUCUACUGGACCACAACCCAAAUAUGAUGCGCUGGUAUCUAACGCGUUGACAUUCUUGGCUAAAAUAGCUGAGAAGAACAGCUACAAGAAUUUGUUUGAAGAUCCGGGAACAUUGAGCAGCAUUUGCGAGAAGGUGGUCAUACCCAACCUCGAGUUUAGAGAAUCCGACAUGGAACUGUUCGAAGACAACCCGGAGGAGUACGUCCGCCGCGACAUAGAGGGCUCUGACGUCGACACGCGGCGCCGCGCCACCUGCGACCUCGUCAAGACCUUAUCUGUGCACUACGAGGACAAGAUGAUGAGUAUAUUCGGCCAGUACGUCCAGCUGAUGCUGUCGAAGUACAGCGAGGGCGGGGCGGCGGCGUGGCGCGGCAAGGACGCGGCCAUGUACCUGGUGACGUCACUGGCGGCGCGCGGCGCCACGCAGGCGGCCGGCGUCACGCGCGCGUCGCCGCUCGUCGACCUGCCGCAGUUCGCCGCCGGCCACGCCUUGCCCGAGCUGCAGAGGCAGGACGUAAACGAGUUACCAGUACUCAAAGCGGACGCGAUCAAGUUCUUCAUGACUUUCCGUUCGCUGCUACCCAAAGAACUGCUCGUCACAGCCAUGCCUCUCAUUAUUCAACACAUAAACGGCAAAGGCGUAGUCCGAACGUACGCCGCGUGCGCCGUGGAGAAGCUGAUAGCCGGAGGAAUGGUAUCGAGGGCCGCUGUGGAGCCUCACGCCGGAGCUCUACUCACAGCUCUGUUCGCAGCUCUGGGGGACGCGGCUUCCCCCGCGGACCACAACGAGUAUGUCAUGAAGGCAAUUCUCCGUACGCUGUCGUGUCUGCAAGACGCCGGUCUGCCGUACCUGGGCGGAGCGUUACCGAAACUGGCUCAAAUGCUGGCCAUCGUCGCCAAGAACCCCUCCAAACCGCACUUCAACCAUUAUCUGUUUGAGACGCUGUCUCUUUCUGUCAUGUUGGUGACGAAAUCCAAUCCCGAUGCCAUAUCCGCGUUUGAAGAUGCCCUGUUCCCGAUCUUCCAAGAAAUAUUGCAGAAUGACGUUCAAGAAUUCAUGCCAUAUGUCUUCCAAAUGCUGUCCCUCCUCCUGGAGCUACGAGGUUGCAUGGCGACCCCGACGUCGUCGGACGACGCGUACAGCGCGCUCCUGCCGUGCCUGGUGGCGCCGGCGCUGUGGCAGCGGCCCGCCAACGUGCGGCCGCUGGUGCGGCUGCUGUGCGCCUUCAUUGCCGCCAGGGCCGAGGUGGUGCUGCAGUCGGGCCGGCUGACCGCGAUGCUGGGAGUGUUCCAGAAGCUGAUCGCGUCCAAGACGAACGAUCAUGAGGGCUUCUACCUUGUUCAGACCAUGCUGUUCAAGUUCGGCGAACAAGUGAUGCAGCCGUACACAAAACAGAUUAUAACCUUGCUGUUCCAACGUCUGUCCUCGUCAAAGACCACCAAAUACGUGCGCGGACUCAUCGCCUUCUUGGGAUUCUACGCGGCACACUUCGGCGCCGAUCAGCUGAUCGAGAUCGUCGACUCUGUCCAGGCCAACAUGUUCGCGCUGUACGUGGAGCGCGUGCUGGUGCCGGAGCUGCAGCGCGUGGGCGGCGCGCUGGAGCGCAAGGCGGCUGCGGUGGGCUGCGCGCGCCUGCUGUGUGACGCGCGCCGCUUCCUCGUGGCGCCGCUGCUGCCGCUGUGGCCGCAGCUCUUGCAGGCGCUGAUCUCCUUGUUUGAGCUGCCCACGGACGACACCACUCUGCCUGAUGACCACUUUAUUGAAGUCGACGAUACUCCUGGAUACCAGGCGCAGUACGCGCAGCUGGCCUGCGCUAAAGGCAUCGAGAAUGACCCGUUAGCAAGCAUCGCAGACCCGAAGCGCUACCUGGCGGAGAGCCUGGGCCGGCUGUCGCGGUCGUCGCCGGGACUGGUGCCCGGGCUGGUGGCGGGGCUCCCAGCGCCGCACCGCGCCGCACUGCAGGGCUACCUCCGCAGCGCCGGCGUCGCACUCUGCUGACAGCAGCCAGUAACUAAUGUGACAGUGCAAGUGUAUUGUGAACAGUGAACUAUGUCGUCACAUAGGCAGAGGAAACGAUGAACUUGUAUGUAGACCCAUAAUAUCUUCCAUUUCUCGUACAAGAAAGUGAUGUGCAUGUUAGAAAUAUAUGUUCCUCAUUCUGUGCCCGGAUUAUAGGGAUAUUAGCUGGAGUGGGCCGGGAAGUUGUAUGGGAGUGUUCUAUCUAAUUUGGCUAUGAGAUCUUUAGUUUUCUUUGUCUCUGACAAAAAGAAAGAUACAAUUUCAAAGCAAAUUUGGUGUGUGACAAAGUUAUGAAUGAUUAUUUUGAACAUGAGUGAGUGAUUUAGGCUAAAUAAGCAGUCUUCGGCUGAAUUAAUGAUGUGGACAACAUGAUGUGAUUGUUCACUAGAACUUUACUGAAGUGAACAAUGUAAAAUGGUUAUUUUUGAAGAACAAUCGUUAACAUGACUACUCUGAAUCUGAAUGUACUCUCAUCUCAUCUGGUUUUUUGUAAAUGCACAUGUUUUAAAUUCGUGACAUGUGCUCAUGGGUAAUAAUUAACAUUUUUAUUUAGUUAAUAAAACAAGCCUAGUGGAAAUAAUGUAGAAAGACAUACUUAUCAUAUCAUAAUGACAUGAUGUAUUGAAGUAAACAGCUUUUACCUACAAGUCUUAUUAUGUAAACGUCUUACCAUAUCCUUAUGGUUUUACAGCAAUAUAACUUUUCAGUAAAUUACAUUUGUUGUAUACAAAAGUUUUGAAAUGUACUGGUUAGAACUAAUGUUUGUUUUAUUUUCAAAGAAAUUAAACAAUAAUUUGAAUAUUGUUUACACGUAAGCACAAUCAGACUCUACUUACAGUUAAACAUACUUUGUUAUGAAACAUUUCUAUGUAUAUAAUAAUAUAUGGAUCUAUACUCAUAGUGAUUAGAAAUUAAUCUUAUUCACAGUAAUUACAAUUUGUAUCAUCCUUGAUUUUGUAUUAAAUUUCUGAAUUUUGAAUGUUGCAAUCCAUUGUGAAAAUAACAUACAAGUCUAUGCUUAGAAUAGUAACAGUAUAGUGUAUGAUGAUGAGUAUGCAUAAAUUCUACAGAAUUUUCUUUGUUGUGUGUUCUUAUUUUUUAUUAUGAAUGUUUAGAUUAUCAUGCUAUUGAUUUUUGUGAUAUUAGGGUUGUGUUAGUGAAGUUUGAGGUGGAAGACAAAGUUGAAAUGUGUUGAAAUAAGUAACAAAUGUAUGACAUGUGCGUCAAUUGAUCAUUAUACUCUGCUUUCUAAUAUUUAUGUAUUAUUAUAAAAUGCAUUUAUCAAUUAACUAAACAUGUGUAGGUUGUCAUGUCAUGAUAAAGAAGAGCAUUAAAAAUGCGUGAAUAAGAGCCUGUCUCAUAACAUGCUGAUAAAGUAUCUGAUAGCCUAUAUGUAACAUAUCAAACAGUGUUAAAACUGUGUUUCACAAGUGUUGGAUAGGGUUAACUGGCAAGUAACUUCAGGCAGAUUUUUGUAGCUAACUGCUACAAAAAUCUGUCAGAUUACCAAAUUUUUUAUCAGAAUGUUGUGAAACAGACCAUGUUUUAUUUUUGUUUAGCAUUAACACGCAUGUAUAUGCUACUUUUGUCUCUCGUUUUGUUUGUUCACUGUUGUGUUAAUUAACGCUGAGCGUAACUGUUAUAUAUAUUUAAUACUUAUGUAAGUUUAGUGUUAUGUAUGUGUAGUAUAACCUAUUCCUAAACAAAUGAAAACAAACUUUUUAAAUAUCGGCUAUACAUUAUCGCGAAACAGUUUUCCUAACAUUGACGGAUUCGGCAUACAUUGCUGGUUUUUUAUAACGUUAAAUAAUAGCUCUUAUACAAACUGCGGCAAUGUUCAUGCAUUCGCGUUGGCAUCUGUCUGCGAUCGCCGAUAGUAUGUAGUCGGUAUAAGAUUUCAUAUCUUGAAUAUAAUGCUAUUCUUUGAAGAUAUGUAAUUCUAACACAACAGUGUUUUAUCAUACUGGAUUUAUAAUAUUUUACUCUCACUUUUGAUACUGAACUAUAACUGAAACUAUGGCUAAAAAGAUGUAUUGAUUUAAUAUUAAAUGUAAUGUUUAGGGACAUUCUCGUAAUUAACAUUGUAUUCAUAACAUUACUAAAGUCAUAAAAUUUCAUUUAGGAUGAAUGGUAGUUUCUCUACUUCUGAGACUGAAUGUUAUAAUAUAUUGAAUAAAUGAUUCAUUCGUUCAA
This is a messenger RNA of Plodia interpunctella (Indianmeal moth), 5307 nucleotides long. RefSeq names its product Chromosome segregation 1 (gene Cse1). The transcript has 20 exons. The coding region runs from base 184 to 3093 and encodes 969 amino acids. Lineage: Eukaryota; Metazoa; Arthropoda; Insecta; Lepidoptera; Pyralidae. Gene Ontology annotation, molecular function: small GTPase binding; nuclear export signal receptor activity. Gene Ontology annotation, biological process: protein export from nucleus; protein import into nucleus. The record is from RefSeq and is a predicted model, not a curated record. Gene Ontology annotation, cellular component: nuclear envelope; cytosol.